Mesorhabditis spiculigera is the source of this 1449-nucleotide messenger RNA. Lineage: Eukaryota; Metazoa; Nematoda; Chromadorea; Rhabditida; Rhabditidae. The record is from the annotation of a GenBank genome assembly.
AUGGCCGGGCUGCGGCUCGCCGGCUACCUGUACGAGAUGUGGAAGUUGAGGAUCAGCGAUAAAUCGACUCGCCAUCUGUUUUUCAACUAUACAAUCGACGAGCCGGUGUGGUUGGCCUUGGCGAUGACGUGCGGCGCAGUAUGCAUCGUGGCUUCGCGAGGCACUCACCUCACCCGAGUACUGAGCUUGGCGCUGACGUCGCUCUGCAUCAUGCCGGCCAUCUUCUACCUGUGGGGCGACUACAGAUGGUACACCAGCGUCAUAUUUUUGCACGAGCAAGAGUCCGGCAACGCUACUACCCCAAUAAUUCCUACCGUACCGCUGCAUUUUUCAUUUAUUUGCGGCCUUUCUCAUAUCGGGUUGCUCAUCGGCAGCAUGUUGUUCCUCUUCGAGCAGAUCUCCGGCCGACUCCGUUCCACCCAACCAGCGAGCUUCACCCGGGUUUUCCUCAUCUGCGGCUUGGUUUUUGCCGGCCUGUGCUUGGCCAUCUUCGGCCUCGACUUGUACGCGUUGGGGGAGAAGAUCUUCUACAAAGUGUUCCACGGUUCCGAGCAGAAGACGCCCUUCUUGCUGAUGCUGGCCUCGAUUUUCGCGCUUCUCUCAUCAAAUCCCCAGCAUGCCACACUGGCCCUACCGGCUUGUCUGGUCGUCCUGUUAUAUACGGCAAAAAGCACGCUCUUCCUGCUGUUAUCGUAUAGUUAUUUGGUUUUUAAGGGGUACUUCCGGGAGCAGCUAUGCGAUUUGUUCGUGACGAAUACGGAUGAUUGCUUUGCGACUGUUACUACAGGCGGUGUCUUUCUGCACAUGUUCGAGGCGUUCAUCCACCUCGCCGCCGCCGUUGCCUCGAUUUUCCUGGCCGCGAUCGUCAUGAGGGUGGCGCAUCUCCGUAGAGAAGUGUCGAACACUGACGUCCACUACAGGACCGCAAAGUCGCAGGCGUUGAUCAGGUGGAUCGGCGUAGUGCACGCGUCGGCUGCGUUGGUCGUGAUCGGCAGCUCGAUCCUGAGCUUUGUCUUCUCGAGCACCGCCAUGCAUCCAUUGAUCGUCAUCUAUCUGCAGCUUUACCAUAUCGCCGUCGCAUUUUCGCUUAUCGUAUUCCCGUUGUAUCAGAUCUGCGUCUCCGAGGUGAUCCACGAAGUUCCAGUAGCCCGCCAUGCGCUGCUAAUCCUCUCCGCCAUUCAAUUUUUCAACAUCGUCACCCAGCUCGACUACCGUGGAACCGGCGAGGAUUUGAACGUCAUCUGGAAGCUGCACCAUUUCGUCGAGGUCCUGACGGCGUUCGGCUACUUUUUCACGGCAAUUCUGGUGUUGCGAAUCGAAAACGUAAUUCGCCCGGACCCACUUCGCGAGAACUACGAUGUGCUAGACUUUGACAACCCGCUCGCCGCCGAGAUGCAGGACAGCGAGCUGAACGAGGGCUAUAUUCAGCUACGGCAAGAAGAAACCAUU